CGUUGGAGAGCCACGAAUCGUGUGUGUUGAGCGGCGUGGGGUUCACGAAAACUGCGUGCAUUUGUUUCUACGAGUGCUGCUUUUUGAGUGACGUGUGCUUCGUUGAAAAUUGUAAGAAAGUGAGCAUUCAGCAAGUUACGCAGGGGAAGUUUUAGGCAUAAGGUUCUGCGUCAACGCCAGGCGAGACGCCAUCACUGUCCUGCACGCCUCAACCGCACUCAAUUGGUCUUAUGCUCUGUUUCCAGCUAUCAAAGAUCCGCGUGAAGUGCCCACCGCCGACCGGCUGGGAAAGAUGAUUCAACUUGGACUCGUCCGCGGCGGGGGAGGCAGUUAGUGUCCAGCCGAACGUAAACAUCCCGGCGGCGGGCGCGAGGGGCCGUCGGCCGGCGGCCGCCAGUGAGGGCCGUGUUUUGGUGAUCGGUGCGCGGGGCGCGGGGUGCGUGCCGCGCAGUGCCGGGUCGCGGCAGUGGUACAGUGGUGCGGCCGCGGCGAACGAUGACGGCGCGUCGCUGACCGGCCGUGCAUGGUGUCCACUGGCUCGGUGGCCGGCCCCGCCCAGGCCCCGGACCAUGCGCUGGCGGACCGCGGACCAUGCGCGCCGCCCAGGGACCACAGCGCGCUCCUGAUGGGUCGCCAGCAGAGCAGCAACCAGCUGAGGUCCCGGCCGGGCCCGGCGCUGCCCCGGCAGACCGCCACUGGAGGCGCCGGCCGUGUCGAGCCCCCCUCCCCCGAAGACUCGCCGCCACCGGCCGCCGGAGACAUCUCAUCGCUGUCCUCGCGGUCUCCGAGCAACGGGCCCGACCUGCAGACCAUGCAGGCGCGCACCCCGUGCCGGUUCCGGGAUGCCACCCAGGCGCCGCUGCGGAAACUCACACUCGACCUCAUCAAGACGUACAAACACAUCAAUGAGGCUGUUGGUAACGUGCUGCCAUCUGUCACCAAUCAGGUGUACUACACCAAGAAGCGGCGUCAACAGAGCCAGCGCGAGGAGGGAGGCCACAGGAAGGAGCGCCGGCUCUACAAUGACGGCUGUGACGACGCCAACAACGACUACAUCAUCCGAGCCGGCGAGAAGUUCGCCGAUAGAUACGAGAUCGACUCGCUCAUCGGCAAGGGCUCGUUUGGACAG
This is a messenger RNA of Amphibalanus amphitrite, 1129 nucleotides long. RefSeq names its product serine/threonine-protein kinase minibrain-like. The transcript is spliced from 4 exons. Lineage: Eukaryota; Metazoa; Arthropoda; Thecostraca; Balanomorpha; Balanidae. The annotation marks the transcript as partial. The record is from RefSeq and is a predicted model, not a curated record.